Messenger RNA from Spizellomyces punctatus DAOM BR117, 795 nucleotides. RefSeq lists its product as uncharacterized. The transcript is spliced from 3 exons. The record is from RefSeq and is a predicted model, not a curated record. Gene Ontology annotation, cellular component: nucleus. Lineage: Eukaryota; Fungi; Chytridiomycota; Chytridiomycetes; Spizellomycetales; Spizellomycetaceae. The coding region runs from base 1 to 795 and encodes 264 amino acids. Gene Ontology annotation, biological process: protein import into nucleus.
AUGGCACAUACGCAAUGUCCGGCAAGAACACCUGUCAAGCGACCCUACGCACCACAUAUAUCCUCCCCUCUCUCACCGUCUGAACGGUCCGAACGCACUGGAUCCCCCUCAUCACCUAGUACACCGACAUGGCGUGAACGUUUCAGGCUCCAAUGUUUAAGCAGAGUAAAAGAGUCUCGCGAUGCAGAAGUUCGGCGGAGGAGGUUUGGGAAUAUUGCCAGUAGUCCACUGAAAGAUGGUCCAAAGGUCCAGGUGAAUGAGAACUGGGAUGAAAUUGUUGAGCAACAGUGGGCCCGUUCUUUCAUUUCCAGUCAGUGGCAACAGUUUCGAACAGAAGCUAAUGCACAAGGAUCUAUUCCUUUGGUUUUCGAGGAAGAGAUCUUGCGGGAACUAGCACUUGAGACGGCAGGGUAUGAGGAGGGACCUGAGACGUGGGAUGAUCAGAUCCUUGCGGUGUACGAGAGCUCGUUAAAUCAAGAGGAAGACAUUGAUAUGAUUAUGAUGGAUGAUGAUAUACCAGGUUAUGGGGCCCCAGAUUCUUCAGAUACGUGCAUUGUCUGCCGGCAGGGAGUGAUGACUAUAGCCGGAAACCAAAUAGUCUGCUCUUCCUGUAACCUGCGAGUAGAUCCUCGCACUGGAUCUCCGUUCUCAGUGGAGACUCUUAAACGCCAAAUACGACAACUUUCCUCCAAUCACGAGCAACUCUGUCCUGGCACGCCUGACUUUACCUUCGACAAUGAUACUGGACUGGUUAUUUUGUGCAGUACAUGUAAUGCGUCUGAAAGAGUGGGCUGA